Candoia aspera is the source of this 1082-nucleotide messenger RNA. Its product is annotated as adrenodoxin-like. Gene Ontology annotation, molecular function: 2 iron, 2 sulfur cluster binding. The record is from RefSeq and is a predicted model, not a curated record. NCBI's taxonomy places the organism in Eukaryota, Metazoa, Chordata, Lepidosauria, Squamata, Candoiidae. Gene Ontology annotation, biological process: P450-containing electron transport chain. Bases 52 to 585 code for a protein of 177 amino acids. The transcript has 5 exons.
GCGCCUGCUCUGCCAACCUUGAAGCCUCAGGACAGCCCAGGCCUCCACAACAUGCUGGCUUGGCACAUUGCGAAGCUAGUCCGCCUUGGCGCCUCUGGACAUGGAGUCUUGCGGAGGGGGUGUAAUCCCAGGCUGGCACUGGGCAGCCUGCAGCUGGGGAGCUGCUUCAGUUACACCCAGAAGCUUCACAAUGUCCCUGCAGAAAAGGGCUCUCCGGACAAAGUGAGGCUACAUUUUAUUAACCGGGAUGGAGAGAAAUACUCAGUCACAGCCAAAGAAGGCGAAAGUCUGCUGGAGGUGGUGAUAAAUCAAAACAUUAACAUCGAUGGCUUUGGUGCGUGUGAGGGCACUCUGGCCUGCUCCACUUGCCAUCUUAUCUUCGAGAAAGCCGCGUUUCAACAACUGGGUGAGAUCAGUGAUGACGAGCUGGACAUGCUAGACUUGGCCUAUGGGCUGACUGACACGUCUCGUCUCGGCUGCCAGGUGUGUGUAAAGAAAUGGAUGGAUGGCCUGACCGUCCAGGUGCCCACAGAAGUCUCCGACAUCAGGACAGAACUGGAAGUAGAAAAGAAGAACCAGCAGUAGCCGAAGUGCAUGAUGUGCCAUGCAAAUAUUAUCACAAUCCUGUUAAAAGCAGGAUGGUCCUUGCUUUCCUUAUUGAAAACAAGCUCACUCUAGACCAGUGUUUCUCAACCUUAGCAACUAAUUCUGGGAGUUGAAGGCCACACAUCUUACAGUUGCUAAGGUUGAGAAACACUGCCCUAGGCCAACCAAACCCCAUUUCCAAGUUCACAUAACUUGCUCUGCCCAACAAAUUCAAGCAUACUGUGGCUUAAUAUAACAGCUUAGAUCACAAAUACAUGGAAAGAAUCACUGGGUCAGCACAGCCCACUUAACCAUGCACAACAAAGCUUCAUUUAAGCCCUAGUUUAGGUUGUUGUGCAAAGCCAGCCCCUGAAAGGGGUUUCGUGUCCAAAACCUGCAGCUUCAAGCAACAAACCUGAACUGGGAUAAAAAUCGGUGAUCUGUGGCGCUCACCUCUGACAUAGAAAGACUACUGUACAUUUGUUGCUUCCAAGGAA